Alligator mississippiensis (American alligator) is the source of this 6982-nucleotide messenger RNA. RefSeq names its product membrane associated guanylate kinase, WW and PDZ domain containing 3 (gene MAGI3). Gene Ontology annotation, biological process: signal transduction. Gene Ontology annotation, cellular component: cytoplasm. Gene Ontology annotation, molecular function: protein binding. The transcript is spliced from 22 exons. The record is from RefSeq and is a predicted model, not a curated record. Lineage: Eukaryota; Metazoa; Chordata; Crocodylia; Alligatoridae. Bases 98 to 4888 code for a protein of 1596 amino acids.
CAGUCGGUUGCUGGGCGGUUGGUGUGUGGGGUCGGGUCGCGUCGCGUCGCGUCGGGCUGGGCCGGGCCGGGCCGGCUCGGGAGCCCCAUGCGGCGGCAUGUCCAAGACGCUGCGCCGGCGGCGGCACUGGCUGAGCAAGGUGCAGGAGUGCGUGGUGUCCUGGGCGCCGCCGCCCGACCCCGGCUCCGGCUCCGGCCCCGGCCCCGAGCUGCUGCGCGGCGGCGCCGAGCGCGGAGAGUUCCCCUACCUGGGCGCCCGCCUGGCCGAGCCCGGCCCCGGCCCCGGCCCCGGCCCCGCGCUGCUCUCCGGCAAGCCGCCCAGCCCCGGGGACGUGCUGCUGGAGGUGAACGGCACCCCGGUGAGCGGCCUCACGCACCGCGACACGCUGGCCGUCAUCCGCCACUUCAGGGAGCCCGUGCGCCUCAAGACCGUGCGCCCAGGAAAAGUCAUCAACAAAGAUUUGCGUCACUAUCUGAGCCUGCAGUUCCAGAAGGGCUCCAUCGACCAUAAACUCCAGCAGGUGAUCAGAGACAAUCUCUAUCUGAGAACCAUCCCAUGCACUACAAGGGCUCCCCGGGAUGGGGAAGUCCCAGGGGUGGAUUAUAAUUUCAUUCCUGUUGAACAGUUCAAAGCACUGGAAGAAAGUGGAGCCCUGCUGGAAAGUGGAACAUAUGAUGGCAAUUUCUAUGGCACUCCAAAGCCUCCAGCAGAACCCAGUCCCUUUCAGCCAGACCCAGUGGAUCAAGUUCUUUUUGACAAUGAGUUUGACACAGAGUCCCAGAGAAAGAGAACCACCUCAGUCAGCAAGAUGCAAAGAAUGGACAGUUCUCUCCCUGAGGAAGAGGAGGAGGAGGAGAAGGAAACAGUUAAUGGCAGCGGAGGCAUAGAAAACAAAGAGAAACAUUCGGAUUCUUCCGACUGGAUGAAGCCUGUUCCUAGUUACAACCAGACAAGCAGCUCCAUGGAUUUCAGGAAUUACUUGGCACGGGAUGAGACUCUGGAGCCUCUCCCGAAGAACUGGGAGAUGGCCUACACGGACACUGGCAUGAUCUACUUCAUUGACCAUAACACCAAGACAACCACCUGGCUUGAUCCACGGCUCUGCAAGAAAGCCAAAGCUCCAGAAGACUGUGAGGAUGGAGAACUGCCUUAUGGUUGGGAGAAAAUAGAAGACCCUCAGUAUGGAACGUACUAUGUUGAUCACAUCAACCAGAAAACCCAGUUUGAAAAUCCCGUGUUGGAAGCCAAAAGGAAAAAACAGCUAGGACAGACUGAUGUUGGCCCUUCUAAACCAGAACCAGACAAGUCUGCCUUCACUAGAGACCCAGCCCAGCUCACAGGAGCUCUCAUACGGACAUCGUUGAAGAAAAGCGCUAUGGGAUUUGGCUUUACGAUCAUUGGUGGGGACAGACCUGAUGAGUUCUUGCAAGUGAAGAAUGUGCUGAAAGAUGGACCUGCUGCACAGGAUGGGAAGAUGGCACCAGGUGACGUCAUCGUAGACAUAAAUGGCAGCUGCGUCCUUGGCCAUACCCAUGCAGAUGUUGUCCAAAUGUUUCAGCUAGUUCCUGUCAACCAGUAUGUCAACAUGACUUUGUGUCGAGGUUACCCUCUUCCCGAUGACAACGAAGACCCUGUUGUGGACAUUGUUACGGCUACACCUGUCAUCAACGGCCAGCCAGUGACCAAAGGAGAAGUUUGUGUCACCAGCCAAGAUCUGAUACCAGGAACAGUUGUUUUGGACCAGAACGGGAAACCAGGUCAUACUUUGGCCAAUGGUCGUGUGAACGGCCCUUCCAUGGACCCAAAUGAGCAGAGGGUCUCUGUAGCUUCGUCAGGGGGUUCUCAGCCGGAGCUCGUCACCAUUCCUCUGGUCAAGGGCCCUAAAGGAUUUGGGUUUGCGAUUGCAGACAGUCCCACGGGGCAAAAGGUGAAGAUGAUUUUAGAUAGCCAGUGGUGCCAGGGCCUCCAGAAGGGAGAUGUGAUCAAAGAGAUUUGCCAUCAGAACGUGCAGAGUUUGACACACCUGCAGGUUGUGGAGGUCCUGAAGCAGUUCCCGGUGGGAGCAGAGGUGCCACUGCUUAUCGUAAGAGGAGGUCCCCCGUCACCUACUAAAGCUGCCAAAGUGAAGACAGAUAAGCAGGAGAACUUGGGAAGCUUGGAAGUCAUCAGUGAUGCCGUUCCGCAGCCAAUGCCUUUCCCACCCGCUGCUGUACGGUCAGGCUCUCCAAAACUAGACCCUUCUGAAGUCUACCUAAAGUCUAAGACCAUAUUUGAAGACAAGCCUCCAAACACAAAGGAUUUGGAUGUUUUCCUUCGGAAACAGGAAUCUGGUUUUGGCUUCCGGGUGCUUGGAGGGGACGGACCUGACCAGCCAAUAUAUAUUGGAGCCAUCAUCCCGCUGGGGGCAGCAGAGAAAGACGGGAGACUCCGAGCUGCAGAUGAGCUCAUGUGCAUCGAUGGCAUCCCCAUCAAAGGGAAGUCGCACAAGCAGGUCUUGGACUUGAUGACCAGCGCUGCACGGAACGGCCAAGUGCUACUUACCGUCCGGAGGAAGAUCUUUUUUGGCGGAGAAAAGCAGCUGGAAGAGGAGGAGUCGCAGGCACCCAGCGCCACGCAGAACGGGUCCCCCCGAUUGAAUCGGACAGAGAUCACAAGCCGGCCGUCCCCAGAGGUCUAUGACGUCCGGCUACAGCGGAAGGAGAAUGAAGGCUUUGGCUUUGUCAUCCUUACCUCGAAAAACAAACCACCUCCUGGCGUGAUUCCUCACAAGAUCGGGCGCGUCAUUGAAGGGAGCCCGGCUGAUCAGUGUGGGAAGCUGAAAGUAGGAGACCGCAUCUCCGCAGUGAACGGCCAGUCAAUUGUAGAGCUCUCCCAUGACAGCAUUGUGCAGCUCAUCAAGGACGCAGGCAACGUGGUCACGCUGACGGUGGUGGCUGAGGAAGAAAAAACCUCUUGGAGGCAUGUCAUGGCAAUAAGGCCAGGCAGUCCUGUGAUGAGCUCUGCAGGGCCUGGCACAGCCGCGAGAGACAGUCUAAUUGCCCCGUCUGCAGUGGGGAAGCCAGGGGAUGCAUCUCUUCCCUCAAAUGCGCAUGCUCGCUCCUGUCUUGUAAUGAGUGAUUACCCAGAAUGGCGAAAGCCCCGCACCUCUGGGCAAAUGGGGCUGGAACAGCUGAAUGACUCCCCACUGGAGACCUUGUUUUCGGACUUUGGAACUGCUGGAGAAGUCCAUUCCAGAUUUCUAGCUAAGGGGGUUGCAGAGCAUCGUGGUCCCCCUUCAGGAACCAACUCGGCCAGGCAGAGCCCUGCGCUGCAGCACCGAGCCCUGGGACCAGCACAGCCCAACCCUGCGACCACAGACAGGGGAGCCACAGAGGGCGAUACCGGAAAGGAAGCAUCUAGCACCUACAAGGUCUCCUGGCCAGAGCACAAGCACUUGGCCCAGCCUGACGCAGGGAUUCCCUCGGUGGUGGGCAGCCGGCAUUCCCAGCAGAGCCUUGGCUGUUAUCCAGUAGAGCUGGAGAGAGGCCCUCGGGGCUUUGGAUUCAGUCUUCGUGGCGGAAAGGAGUACAACAUGGGUUUAUUCAUCCUGCGGCUUGCUGAGGACGGGCCUGCCAUCAAGGAUGGGAGAAUCCACGUUGGGGACCAGAUUGUGGAGAUCAAUGGGGAGCCCACCCAAGGAAUCACUCACACACGAGCCAUCGAGCUGAUCCAGGCUGGUGGGAACAAAGUUCUUCUUCUCCUCAGACCCGGGACAGGCUUGAUACCAGAUCACAGUGAUUGGGAUCGUUUCAGUCCAUCAUCUUCAAACAUAAUAUAUGAUGAGCAGUCACCAUUGCCCUCCUCAUCACAUUCUGCUUUCACACCUGACGUGGCUCGUACACCAGUAUCAGAAGACACUUUAAAAAAAGUUCAGAUGUCUGAAAAACUGGAAGAAGUGCAGAACACUGUGCCUGACAAGAAAAGCACUUUAACUGAAAACCAGUCAGAGAGGAUGCACCUGACUUCUACCCAGAAGAAUAUGAACAGAUGGGACCAGGCCACCGGCCCGGGGUAUCGGGAGACGAAAACUAACCCAGGCUUAGUGAGUGGCGACAUCAGUGGCAGAGGCAGAUCUACAAGUCCACAAAAGCCGGGUGUUCCUAAGGAGCAGAGGACUCGCAGCCCCAGAAAAGUGGAGCCUAAAAAACCACACAGCAGCCUCCCAGACCUUUCUGGGAGUCCAAGAAGGGGUGAGAAGAAACACGCAGAAAUCAACACAAACACGGCGUGUGAAAAAGGCCCUCUCAGGGGAGCCCACGGCAGAUCUGCCAGUCCCCAGAAGCAUCCUAGUAAAGGAGGAAACGGAGAGAAAUUACCCAGGCUACCAGACUAUCAAGGUCGAACAGCUGCUAAUGAUGCUACUGAGACUGCUGAGCAGGUCAAAGAUGGCAAAGACAAAUCAGAAGUCGCAAGGAAAGACAUGAAGCAAACCGUUUCUGCGAAGGAUGAGAAGUGGUCUCGAGAGAGAAAGCACCCAAGACCAAAUGAAAAGACUGUUCUGUUUAAUAAGGCCAGUGAACCCAGGAGAAACGCAUCUGAAUAUGAACGUGGAGAGGAAGCAAACUCUGGAGAGGCAGCUUCUGGCAAAAUCAAACCUGCAAGUCUUUCCGAUACCGCACUGCUUUCCAUGGAGGCACAGGGCAGGCCGGAUCCUCGAGAGGCAGCUCUUCUGCACCGAAUCCAGAGAGACAGAGACUGGGAGUCAACUGAUGAAACCAAAGAUGACGGCAUUUCAAAACCUGACAGCAGUUCUCCAGUCAGGAAAGCACCAAUAACUCCUGGACCUUGGAAGGUACCAAGUGCACGUAAAGUCACAAAAGCAACAGGUGUGACUGAAAAACGGGUCUGACUGAACUUUUUUUAGGACAUGUUUUAAUCAAGUUUCUAAUAUGGUCAAUUAAAAGAAUCAUUUCUUUUCACAAAGCUGUCAUUUUUCAGGAACUGUGAUUAAGGGGGUGGGAGGGAGCAUUCGAUUUGUUCUUAACCUAUCUAACUGCAUGAAGGACCUUUGGGAUCGCUUAUAAGAAACUCUUCCACAAGCUGCUGCCCCUCGUCAUUUUGAAGGCGGUGCCCUGCUGCUCAACAUUGCACUGCUACAGCUCUCAGAUAGUAUUGUGAGUUUCUGAACAACAUUAUUUAAUGCCUAUAUUGCCAAUGUGAUCAUGAUUCACUGCUUGUUCUUGUGCCAAGUUAUCUACUGUAUCCCAUCCAGUUAAACUUUUUCAUCUCUGUUUUCCAGCCACAGAAAAGGCAAGGUUUUGAUGAAAAUGAGUAUUUUUUCUCAAAAAGCAUGUUGCAUGUUUCCAUGGGGAGGUACCCACACCCUCACUGCUUCAGUAAGAAGUUGGGUGGCUGGUUCUAGCAGCAGCAGCCCUGCCCCGCUCACGCUGCCCCAAGCAACACUUUUCCCUGAAGGUCCCUUAAGCUGCUUUGAAAUAGUUUUGAGAGUCUCUGCAUUUCUGGGGAGGGGAGAGGAGAGGAGAGGAGAGGAGGGGCCUUGCUUCCAGGUAGCACAGUGGAUAUUCCAGGGUCCUGACUCAGUGGCGAUGCUUGCUAGGAGAGUGAGGGAUGGCAUGCCGCACCCUGGUGCAGCCCAGAGCCCCCGCUGGCUGGCGGGGCAGGAUCUCGCCUGGCGCUUUUUGGACACUGAGGAGGCACUCGCCACACGCGCCUCCGCCUCCCGUGGGCGCCGUGCGUUGGAAUCCUCCGUGAUAUCUCUAAUGCCAGUUCAUUUCUUGUCUUGCCUGUAGGCUGAGUGUUGAUCUUUGAGGCAGAACCACCACGGUCAGCUUCCGAAGCAAGGAGUCCUCCCCUUGCCUGUGCCUCCUAUUAGAAGUCUCCUGUAUUUUAUGUUUAAUACGUGAUUUGUUUUAAAUGUGAUGGUUUAAGAGUGGGGAAUCGACGAUGUACAGGGUACAUGAGACUUAAUAUCUAUUCUUUGGGCUCUAAUAUGUAUUUAAAGAUAAUGCUGAGGAAUGAGCAACAACGUAUUUGCGUAUCAGUCACAUAAUGAACUGGAAGCAUAGCAGUCUUCAGAAAGUGCAAGGUUUGGAUUUCUAAAUAGUAUCAGCAAUGGAUCUGCUUCUGCAAACAGACUAGCAGCAGCUCAUUGGUCCAGUUUGCAGAGGCCGGUAGGGAAAAAAGGGUCAAAAAGCCUAGCUCGCUUGCUGAGCCCUCAUGUUAAAUCUGAAGCGACUGUGACUGGCUCAUUAAAGACCCAGCUGACAGCAGCCUGCUUGGGUCUAGAGGUGUUGUGAAGCUUCGUGAGGCAAAGCAGAUGAGUUCCAAGCUUGCACUAGAAACUUUUUGGAAAUACAGACGACUCUACUUGGCAGCAGGUCUAAAUUAAGAACAAUCCUAAAAUAGGCUUCAGACAGUCCUCUGCUGCUUCCUAUUUUAUGAAUCCAUUAAUUUGCUGUAGCACAAUAUGUACAAAUACUCGAUAUUGUAGAGUAUGACUGUGAAAAUAUUUAAUAUUUGAACUAGCCUAUGUAGAUAUUAACCAUGUAUUCUUGAUUGGUAAACCUCUCGGAGUCUCUUCAUUAAGAGUUGUAUGCACCUGUGCUAGCCAUUGAGUACAGUACCAAAUUCAGAAACUUAGCACCAUUGAAAUCCCUUUCCCUUCCUGUCGGCAAGUACCCAUCCAAAUGCUAUUUUUUCUGAUCGUUUGCAUUGUGACCUGAUUUGGUGUCCUAUCUGUUUGUGAUUCCUCCUUUCCAGAGAACCUGUAUCUGUACUUACUGUAUAAGAUGACUUAGCAAUGUGGCCUUGGAAUGCUAAGCAACAUAUGGAUGUACUGGAUGUAAAUGUUUAUAUAUUGUACAGCACCUUUAUAUAUACUUCUGAGGUUCGGACUAGAGAGAGACCUGUAAAUCGCUCAUUAUUUUUUAUAUAGAUAUUAAAAAGAAACUCCAGCUCGUGGCCUGCUGGUUCUUGCCCUGUA